This is a messenger RNA of Brassica rapa (field mustard), 1398 nucleotides long. Its product is annotated as probable arabinose 5-phosphate isomerase. Gene Ontology annotation, biological process: carbohydrate derivative metabolic process; carbohydrate metabolic process. Lineage: Eukaryota; Viridiplantae; Streptophyta; Magnoliopsida; Brassicales; Brassicaceae. The record is from RefSeq and is a predicted model, not a curated record. Gene Ontology annotation, molecular function: carbohydrate derivative binding; isomerase activity.
UAAUGCACACUAUCUUUUUUAGAUCUCAGCAAAUCGAACAAAGAAGAAAGAAACCUCUCUCUCUCAGACAGAUCAACAAUGGGAUCUCUACCACCGACACACCUCGACUUCUCAUCUCACCAAGACAUCUCGAAAGACAACCUCCUGACCCUCUUCAAAUCCCAGCAAGACCUCCUAAACCACUUCUUCAAACACCUCGACCUCACCCAAACCCUCUCCUUCUCCCGCCUCCUCCUCUCCGCCUCCGGCACCGUCUUCUUCACCGGCGUCGGCAAAUCCGCCUUCGUCGCCAACAAGGUCUCCCAGACCCUCGUCUCCCUCUCCUUCCGCUCCUCCUUCCUCUCCCCCCUCGACGCCCUCCACGGCGACAUCGGCGCCCUCUCCUCCCGCGACGUCCUCGUCCUCUUCAGCAAAUCCGGCGCCACCGAGGAGCUCCUCCGCCUCGUCCCCUGCGCCAAGGCCAGAGGCGCCUUCUUGGUGUCUCUCACCUCCGUCCCCGGGAACCCCCUCGCCGGAGUCUGCGAUAUGAACGUGCAUUUGCCGCUCGAGAGGGAGCUGUGUCCGUUUAACCUCGCUCCCGUGACGUCCACGGCGAUUCAGAUGGUGUUUGGGGAUACCAUCGCGGUUGCUCUCAUGGCGGCUAGGAACCUGACCAAGGAGGAGUAUGGUGCUAAUCAUCCCGCCGGUAGGAUCGGCAAGAGCUUGAUCUUCAAGGUUAAGGAUGUUAUGAAGAAGAAAGAUGAGCUUCCGGUUUGUAAAGAAGGAGACUUGAUCAUGGAUCAGUUGGUUGAGCUGACCAGCAAAGGGUGUGGUUGUUUGCUUGUGGUUGAUGCAGCUCAUCGUUUGAUCGGUACGUUCACUGAUGGAGAUCUUCGCCGGACUCUUAAAGCGAGUGGUGAAGCUAUCUUCAAACUCAGUGUUGGAGAAAUGUGCAACAGGUUUGGUGUAUGCUCUUCUUUAGCUCGUAGGAAGAUUGAUAUGUGAAUGCUGAACCUAUUGUUUUGAUAAAACAGGAAGCCGAGGACAAUUGGACCUGAAACAAUGGCGGUUGAAGCUAUGAAGAAGAUGGAGUCACCGCCAUCGCCUGUACAGUUUCUACCGGUGGUCAAUGAAGACAACACCUUGAUUGGAAUUGUUACAUUGCAUGGUUUGGUUUCGGCUGGUCUCUGAGCAAGAAGCUGCCUCUAUAUGUCAGAGUUUAUUACACACAUAAAGUUCAUUCUUUUACAGAAACCCCCCGGGUUCAGAAUAUUGAUUUGUAUUGUUGAUAAUAUUCACAUUUAGUGAAUUUGUAUUGUGUUUCUCCAUGUAUUGUACUUUCUUUACCACUCAAAAAGAUAUGUAUAGAGUAUGAGACUUGUAUCGUUGCCCUCUCUUAAAUGUAUUAUCUUUUACAAA